GCAUUUGAAUUAGCCGCCAUUUUCGUAUUUAUCAUUGCACUUGAAGGAUUUUUUCUGUACAUACUUCUUCUUCGAAGAGAAGAUCUCUGGAAUUGACCGAGACCAUGAAACUGAUUUGCGACUUGGUUGUAAAUAAUUUACAGUAUGCAGGACUGUCGGUGCCGAAAAAUCGGGCCAAGAAAUGCCAAGUAAGCGUAAUAAAAUCGAGCAACAACGAGCUCACGAUGGUCGCACAGAGCGCAGACAACAAAAAUGGAAUAAAUUACAAGUUGACAGGAAAUGUGACGCAGACUUUUGAAAAGUUCGUGUUAGAGGGCAAAUGCACGAUUCGUUUGAAGAAGCCUUUGGCGGAUUUGAUUCUGAGCAAGUGUGAUGUCAUGCAGCUGAGACUGUUUUUAAAAACUAUCCAAACCGGAGAGGAUCUGCUCUCAGGUUCAAACAGUCAAGCUGCCAACAAAAAAGGAAAUAAUGAAGAUUCAAGGAAAAGGCUUAUUGAUAGUCUGCCUUCUUCUCAGAAGAAACUGAAGCUGUCAAAUUUCAAUGAAAAGUGCAGAACCAAAUUAAUAAUUUUAUCAAAAAAGGAACUCAUCACAACCUCUUUCUCACAGACACUUGUUGAGCUUCAGAUUCCAGAUCUGGGUUUGAGCAUGAUUCCUCCAUCUGUUUCAAGACUUGCCAAACUUCAGACCUUGGACGUCUCAGGAAACAACCUGACAGAUUUGCCGAGAACUUUCUCCUCAAAACUGACUAGUCUUAAUUUGAAAGGAAAUCAACUCGAUAGAUCAAACAGCAAGACUUGGAGAUUCUUUUCUCUGCCGAAUAUUAGAAAUUCUCUGUCGCUUCUCAACCUUCAAGAAAACAGACUCCCUGCGUUACCUUUGGAAAUUUUGAGCCUGGAAAAACUUUCUACGUUGAACGUUUCACACAAUAAAAUCAAGAAAUUUGCAUCUUCAAUUGGAGACCUCCCUAGACUAAGGGAUCUGGACGUAUCCCACAAUGUUCUUAGCUCUCUCGACAUCAGUUUCAAAAUGCUCAAACUUGCCUCUUUGGAUGUGACAGGAAAUUCAUUUUCACAUCCUGUAGACAAGCAAGGAGUAAAUGGAACUAGCAGUGUCCCAAGUUUGAAAAGAAUUGCCUGUGCCCUAGUAAGAAAUCACAGGAUUAACCAUAACAUCCUACCUAAAACGGUUCAAGAAGAGUUGCUGUUGAUGAGACGUUGCAAGUGCUUCAAAGUGGUUGGCAGCACAGAUGAACAAUACAUCAUCAAUUCAGUCAAAAAUCUUGCUCAAACCUGUGUUUUUGAUGGAACAACUCAUUUACGGAUGCAUUACAGCAGUUGCAAUGGUUGUGAGAAGUCGCAGAUUUCAUCAUUAAGACGUCUGAUAUAGAAUUAUCUUAAAAUACUAAAAUAAUGUAGUUUUAAAACAAUUGUAUCCACAUUUUUAAUUGCCAUUGUUUGAACCAUGCGUACACAUAUUUAAUGAAGCAACAAUUUCAUUUAUUCACACACUCUGUGAUGGGGGAGUGAUCAAGAUUGAUUUUUUUAAUAUAUUUACUAUAUUAAUUAAUAACUUUUGUAAGUCGUUCUUAAAAAAAGGAAACUUUCAUA
Neocloeon triangulifer is the source of this 1609-nucleotide messenger RNA. Its product is annotated as leucine-rich repeat protein 1-like. Bases 105 to 1388 code for a protein of 427 amino acids. Gene Ontology annotation, molecular function: protein binding. The record is from RefSeq and is a predicted model, not a curated record. The transcript has 7 exons. Lineage: Eukaryota; Metazoa; Arthropoda; Insecta; Ephemeroptera; Baetidae.